Messenger RNA from Alternaria conjuncta, 768 nucleotides. RefSeq lists its product as uncharacterized. The transcript has 2 exons. Bases 1 to 768 code for a protein of 255 amino acids. The record is from RefSeq and is a predicted model, not a curated record. NCBI's taxonomy places the organism in Eukaryota, Fungi, Ascomycota, Dothideomycetes, Pleosporales, Pleosporaceae.
AUGUCACCUCGUAAGAACGAAGGCAUCAAGGGCAAGCGUACCAAGCGUACCAAGCGUACCAAAGUCACGCACACUCCAGUCUCGGAUGCUGGCGAGUCCUCACGAGCCUCUACUCAGGACACUCAACCUGCAUCACACAGCACUCUGGGAAAGAGGAACCGUCCCGUCGUCCCCGACUCUGAUGAUGAGUGGGUCACUGACGAUGAGACCGAAGACGGAAGCGCCGUUCUAUCGAAUCCUACAACUGACUCGGAUUUGGACGACAAUGUCACCGUGCAGCCGCCCGGGCUGUCGCUAUCAAAUCACAGCGAGUCUGACAUUGAGGCGAAUUUGAGCGACGUCACUAUGCAGCAAUACUGGUUGUUGCUAUCACAUUACAGCGAGCCGGUCUCUGCAUCUGUGAAAUACCCGCCUACUUAUGGAGAAAUCCUCAAGACAUUGGACCGGCUCUAUCAAGAUUACCCUUCCGUGCUCGAACGAGCGCACUCCGCCCCGCCUAAUGACUUAUUUGCGAAGUUGGAAGCCCUCUUCGCUGAGUCUGAAGCACUCAUCGCUAAGCUUGAAGCCUUCGACGCUAAGCUUUAUGGAGUGCAGGAGCAAUACACGAAGACAAUGGCCCGAAGGAUGACGGUGUUCAAUGAAUUGGAACGCAUCUCUGGACCGCGACCGUAUGAUGCUCACAAUCUCAAACUGACGAGGUUCCUUACUCGUAUUCACGAUCGGCGAGCGAAGCUCCGGGAUAUGGAAGAGUCUCACCGGUGGGUCUGA